Phanerochaete carnosa HHB-10118-sp is the source of this 420-nucleotide messenger RNA. RefSeq lists its product as uncharacterized. Lineage: Eukaryota; Fungi; Basidiomycota; Agaricomycetes; Polyporales; Phanerochaetaceae. Gene Ontology annotation, cellular component: actin cytoskeleton; cytoplasm. The transcript has 3 exons. Gene Ontology annotation, biological process: actin filament depolymerization. The record is from RefSeq and is a predicted model, not a curated record. Bases 1 to 420 code for a protein of 139 amino acids. Gene Ontology annotation, molecular function: actin filament binding.
AUGUCUUCCGGCGUCAGUGUUGCCGAUGAAUGCAUCACAGUCUACCAGGAGCUCAUGAGGAGGAGGCAUAAAUACGUUGUUUUCGGCCUCAACGCCCAGUUCACCGAGAUCGUCGUCCUCAAGAAGUCCGAGGAACAGGACUACGAAGUCUUUCUCAAGGAGUUUCCCCCCGACCAGUGCAGAUGGGCAGUCUACGAUCUCGAGUAUUCUACCGAUGAUGGCGGCAAGAGGAACAAGGUCGUCUUCGUCUACUGGUCUCCUGGUAACUCAUCGGUCAAGCAGCGCAUGGUCUACUCCGCGUCGAGCAACACCUUCAAGGCGCGUCUCGGGGUCGCGCUCGAGGUUCAGGGCAACGACGAGGACGACCUGGAGUUUGUCAAUGGUGAGUCUCCGUGUCUUCCCACCUAUGAUAAAAUCUAA